Messenger RNA from Wallemia mellicola CBS 633.66, 600 nucleotides. RefSeq lists its product as hypothetical. The transcript has 5 exons. The record is from RefSeq and is a predicted model, not a curated record. NCBI's taxonomy places the organism in Eukaryota, Fungi, Basidiomycota, Wallemiomycetes, Wallemiales, Wallemiaceae. Bases 12 to 548 code for a protein of 178 amino acids.
CAAUAAAAACGAUGAAGUUGUAUAGAUUUAUUAGUACAACCGCAGCUAGAUUGAGAACUAUAAAAGAUCCUAAAUUACCUGGACUAUUCUAUCAUCAACAACAACCGCACCGCUGGGCAGUUAGUCUACUUGAUAAACUACCAGAGAACACUCCAAGUAAAUUAAUAUGCGGCUAUCUCAACUCUGAUAAUCCUGAAUCCAGCCAACUAUAUAAAUCACUUGAACAAAACGAUGAGUUCAUUAAUUUCUUACAUAAAGUUGUAGAGAAGAACUUUACAAAAGAUCAGCAUGUUAUUCAAGAUGCUUUCUUUAGAGGUGAAGGAUGGAUUCCCGUUAUGGAUGAACGCUCCCCUCAAACAUUAGGUAGAGCAGGUGACCCUGAUGACUAUCUUGGUAUGGUUUUAGUAGAAGAAGGUGGGAAGAUAAACCCUUCGACUUAUGAACGUACACCUACAUACAGACUAGCAACACGUGAUAACGGCUUCAUGAAGCUUUCACCAGCACUUGAUAAGGCAUUACGUGAGGCUUUGAAGAGUGAAACGAGUUAAACAUAUAGAAACACACUGCAUAUAUUACAUCACCACCACUUGCACGCCUAUU